Ctenocephalides felis (cat flea) is the source of this 702-nucleotide messenger RNA. Its product is annotated as succinate--CoA ligase [ADP-forming] subunit beta, mitochondrial-like. The transcript has 4 exons. Gene Ontology annotation, cellular component: mitochondrion; succinate-CoA ligase complex. The coding region runs from base 166 to 495 and encodes 109 amino acids. NCBI's taxonomy places the organism in Eukaryota, Metazoa, Arthropoda, Insecta, Siphonaptera, Pulicidae. Gene Ontology annotation, molecular function: succinate-CoA ligase (ADP-forming) activity; metal ion binding; ATP binding. The record is from RefSeq and is a predicted model, not a curated record. Gene Ontology annotation, biological process: tricarboxylic acid cycle; succinyl-CoA metabolic process.
CUCAUUUCAAAUUAUAGGCUGAUCGCUGUAUUUUACUUAACCUCGAACUCAGAAAUACAGUUUCGCGCCGGUUUAGUUGAAGUUUGGCGCUCUUGCGCACAGUAAAGUAGAUCAUCACUUUUACUCUCUCUAUCUGUCUCAAGUAUGACUUCAUUUUAAAUAAAAAUGGCGACCAUGUUACAUCGUGGUGUGAAUUUUGCGGAAAGUUUAGUACGAAAAAAUGGAAUUAAGAUUUUAUCCGUAGCACCAUGGCAAAACACCCAAACACGAAAGCUCAAUGUCUUGGAGCAUAUAUCCUUCAGCAUUUUGCAGGAAGGUGGCAUACCGACACCUCCAUUUGGUGUGGCAAAAUCAUCAGCUGAAGCAGCUAAAAUAGCUACGGAUUUGAAAACAAAUGACAUUGUACUCAAAGCACAAGUUUUGGCUGGUGGUAGAGGGAAAGGCCAAUUCAAAUCGGGCUUGAAAGGCGGCGUUCGAAUGGUUACAACGACAUAACUUUGGGAGAUGAGUUAAAUCUUCGGAGUAUUUCAAGAAGAAGUAGUAAAAGUCUCAUUGUCAUGUCAAAGUCUCAUUUCUCUGAUGAUGAUUUCACUUACACUCACAUAUCUUUCUAUACGGAGAGAUUCUAUACACAAUUACAAACGCAGAAUCAAAUUAAAUUUUUUAAUUAUUUUUAAAGAGAAAAUAUCAAGUUCUUACAUU